Clonostachys rhizophaga is the source of this 873-nucleotide messenger RNA. The record is from the annotation of a GenBank genome assembly. Lineage: Eukaryota; Fungi; Ascomycota; Sordariomycetes; Hypocreales; Bionectriaceae.
AUGUCCGCCGCGGCCAAGAAACUGGUUGUCUGUGGAGGCAAUGGCUUCCUGGGCUCAAGGAUCUGCAAAUACGCCGUUGCCCGCGGAUGGGAUGUAACCUCUAUAAGCCGUUCCGGUGAUCCCCGGUGGGAAAACGUCACAUCAUCCCCUUCUCCCCCAUCAUGGUCUCAUCAGGUGAGCUGGGAGCGAGGCGAUAUCCUUCGUCCCUCUACCUAUGCUCCGCUUCUUAAAGGGGCCAACUAUGUAGUUCAUAGUAUGGGUAUUCUGAUAGAGGCCGACUACAAGGGUCUUGUGUCGGGCAAGGAAUCGCCCAUAACUGGCCUGCAGAAAGUGUUUGCUUCGACCCGAGACCGUGGCAUCAAACCACUCCAGGCCAAAUACGGGGAGGAUAUCAAGCCGGCCAACGCCAAUGACCAGUUUUCGUACGAGGUCAUGAACAGAGACAGCGCUGUUGCCCUUGCCAAGCACGCCGCCGAGGAGAAGGUUGGCGCCUUCUGCUACAUCUCGGCCGCCGGCGGUGCUCCGGUCCUCCCGCAGCGCUACAUCUCCACGAAGAGGGAGGCUGAGGCCAUCGUAACCUCGAGUUUCCCCGACAUGAGAGGUCUGUUUAUCCGGGCACCUUUCAUGUACGACAGCUCGCGCAAAUUCACUCUUGCCAUGGCCGCUGCUGCGGGGGGUGGUGCCAUCUUCAACCAGCUCACUGGCAAGUACUUCCAGAACCUCAUCGGUGCCGGCGGGGCGAAGCCUCUCAAGGUUGAUACUGUUGCGGAGGCGGUUGUUGAAGCUCUGAGUGAUGAAGAAAUCAAGGGCCCUGUCGAGGUCCCCGAGAUUGAGGACCUCUCAGCCAAGGCAUGGCGUAAGACAAUGCUCUGA